Molecule: messenger RNA, 1600 nt
Organism: Gavialis gangeticus (Gharial)
Lineage: Eukaryota; Metazoa; Chordata; Crocodylia; Gavialidae
Gene: C1QTNF4
Product: C1q and tumor necrosis factor related protein 4
Exons: 2
Coding region: 5-1180 (391 amino acids)
Molecular function (GO): protein binding
Source: RefSeq, a predicted model, not a curated record
AGAUAUGACGAUGGCCCUGAAAGCUCAGCUCCUGAUUGGUGUCCUCUACUAUGUAACCUGUUCCCUUGUGUAUGGCUUCCCCACUGACCCUGGGACUGAGUUCCGCUCUGCUUUCUCUGUGGCUAGAACCAGCAGCAUGGAAGGGAGCUCUGAGAUGGUCAUCACCUUUGACAAGGUCUAUGUGAACAUUGGUAAUGACUUUGACCCCAAGACUGGGAUGUUCAGGUGUCGAAUCCCUGGGGCCUAUUACUUCUCCUUCACUGUUGGGAAAUACCCCAAGAAAAACUUGUCUGUCAUGCUGAUGAGAAACAAGAACGAGGUGCAAGUAAUUGUGUAUGAUGAGCAUCAUCGCAAGGAACGGAAGGUGGCCAGCCAGAGUGCCAUGCUGCAGUUGGACUAUGGUGACACAGUCUGGCUGCGUUUACAUGGAGAUCCCAAAUAUGCCCUCUACAGCAAUGCAGGCCCGUACACAACUUUCAAUGGCUAUCUCAUUUAUCCAGACACCUCUUCCUACUUCCAAAACAGUGUAACCUCUCAGGAGCUGGCAGGAGGUGCAGAGCCACUUCAUCGUGCCAUUCAGCAACUUCCAGGAGAGCAGAAUGAAGCCUCAGAAGUACACAUGCUGUCUGAUGAACCACAACUUCCAGGAGAGCAGAAUGAAGCCUCAGAAGUACACAUGCUGUCUGAUGAACCAGCCAGAAUACAAGACCCCCGCUCUGCAUUUUCUGUUGCCCGCACACAAAGCCUUUUGGGGACAGAUGAGAAACAGACCCAGCAUGAGCCAAUCACGUUUGACACAGAGUUUGUGAACAUUGGGAGGGAUUUCAAUUCCUCAAGUGGCAUCUUCUUGUGCCGUGUGCCUGGUGCAUAUUAUUUUUCUUUCACCAUUGGCAAAAUGCCUUUUAAGACCAUGUCAGUGAAACUGAUGAAGAACCACAAUGAAGUUCAGGCUAUGAUCUAUGAUGACAACCACUCCAAGAGGCGAGAGAUGCAAAGCCAGAGCAUCAUGCUGCCUCUGCACUAUGGAGACACCAUCUGGCUAUAUAGCCACCAGCAUGACGGCUAUGGUGCCUACAGCAACCAUGGCAAAUACAUCACUUUCACAGGUUUCCUGAUCUAUCCAGAGGUUCAGCCAAAGCUGCUUCCUAGUGCCAGUUCAGCCCAGGGGCCCAAAAUCUAAAUACAGGCAUUCAAGGAGCAUAAGUGAAACCGAGAUACAGUGGACUUGGGUGUGGAUCCUUGUUGGACAUCAUCCUGUACAUGACAAUGUUAACCAGCAUGUUAAUGUGUGUUUCCUUAUGCUGCAUGUUUGUGCCGUGGCUGCAGGGCCAUUGCUUUCUGUUGUUCAUCCAUAGAAUGAUCUUUACAGAGUGUAUGUGUGUGUUCAGUGUUGCUGUUUGAUUUAUGCAUAAAGCAUGAAGUAGUUUGGAGACAGGGGGAGGGAAGUGAAAUGAAGUGCUAUAAGUCAGGGAGCCACUGCAGGAAUACUAUAAAGAUAUCCCUGCUCAGAGGGAAAGGAUCUGGUAACAUUCAUUGUAUACUGGGGGUGCGGGGACAAAUGUAAUGGAAAUGAACUUAAUAAACAUGCACAAGAAAAGAU